AUGGCUAUGGAGUAAAUCAUAUAUGUGUAUAUAAAUAUUAGAAGUGCUCCUCACGCGUUUUUUCGUAUCAAAUUAAAACACAAUCGAACCAACGGAGAGGGAUUAACCCAAACAAAUGAAAACCUAGCCACUUUCAAAAUGUCAAAACGCAACGCUCUGCCGGCGGAACCACCGCCUAGACCGCUAGUAAAACAACAUUCGUGGUCACCGGAUGCCGAUCGAGAAGAAGCUUGGCUUCGGAAGAAGGGAAAGAAACCAUCUGGCCGACUUGGUCGGAGUAAAAGUGUGACGGACGAAGAUCUAGAAGAGCUCAAGGGAUGCAUCGAGCUUGGAUUCGGAUUCGAGCCGGAUUCGCCUGAUUUAGAUCCGAGACUCUCGGAAACUCUUCCAGCUCUUGGUUUAUACUGUGCCGUUAAUAAACAGUAUAGUAGCAGAUUGUCACGGACUUCGUCUCUUUCGUCUAUCGCAUCGGAAGGUGAAAACAGCAAUUCGAGCACGACGAUCGUCGAUCAAGGUGAUGAUCCGGAGACGAUGAAGCUGAGGUUGAAGCAAUGGGCUCAGGUGGUUGCUUGUUCGGUGAGGCAAUUCUCCGGCGAACCAAAUUGAUGUUUGCAUAAUGAUUAAGGAUAAUAAUCCUUUUAUUCUUUUUAUAAUUACCUCUUGAGAAAUUAUUGUUUGUUUGUUCUGAUGUCAUGUACAGAGGAAUGACAGUUUUGUAAAAUAGAUGCGAUUUUAGAGA
Molecule: messenger RNA, 739 nt
Organism: Arabidopsis arenosa
Lineage: Eukaryota; Viridiplantae; Streptophyta; Magnoliopsida; Brassicales; Brassicaceae
Source: the annotation of a GenBank genome assembly